Striga asiatica is the source of this 378-nucleotide messenger RNA. Lineage: Eukaryota; Viridiplantae; Streptophyta; Magnoliopsida; Lamiales; Orobanchaceae. The record is from the annotation of a GenBank genome assembly.
AUGCUCUUCUCCAAGCGUAUAAGGCCCUUCAUCACUCUCAGCUCCACCUCAAACGCCACAACAAACAUUAAUAAAAACACUAAAACGUACAAAACAAGAGUGGAUGAAAGAGGAGGCGCGAAUCCCACGUGGGGCGACAAGUUUGUGCUGCCGUUUGAACAAUUCGUAGUCAACGAGAGAUAUCCGGGAGUUUACCUUCAGCUCUACACGAAGCAUCUUUUGAUGGGCCGGACUCAACUUGGGUGGUGUUUGAUUCCAUCAGCCGACAUUGUGAGCCGGUUUUCGCCGGUGGGUUCGGUUCAUUUCUUGAGCUACCGUCUGAGGGCUAAGGAUGGGUCGAGGGGUCAUGGGGUGUGGUCAAUGUUGCGGUCAAGCUAG